Aspergillus ruber CBS 135680 is the source of this 3204-nucleotide messenger RNA. Its product is annotated as Zn(II)2Cys6 transcription factor. The transcript is spliced from 3 exons. The coding region runs from base 1 to 3204 and encodes 1067 amino acids. The record is from RefSeq and is a predicted model, not a curated record. Gene Ontology annotation, biological process: positive regulation of transcription by RNA polymerase II; DNA-templated transcription. Gene Ontology annotation, molecular function: sequence-specific DNA binding; DNA-binding transcription factor activity, RNA polymerase II-specific; zinc ion binding. Lineage: Eukaryota; Fungi; Ascomycota; Eurotiomycetes; Eurotiales; Aspergillaceae.
AUGCUUGACGCCGCUUUACCACUCACGCCAAUGCCGGCGGGAAGGAAACGAUCGCAUAUUCUCGCUGCCGAGAUGGACUCAACCCCAGCCCCAGUCGACCGUGUCACAGCGUCCCAGAAUCCUCGCCAACAGUCCUCGCCGGAGGGGUCUGCGCCGUUAGCAUCAGCACAUGCCAGUUCCUCUGCAUUCCGUAAUGUUUCCGCCUGUCAUCGAUGUCGAAUACGCAAGAACCGCUGCGAUCAACGUCUUCCUCGCUGUCAGUCAUGCGAGAAGGCUGGGGUGCCUUGUGUGGGUUAUGAUCCGAUUACGAAGCGUGAGAUCCCGCGGAGCUAUGUGUACUUUCUCGAGGCGCGCGUGGCGUAUUUGGAGGGGGUGCUGAGAGAGCGAAGUAUAGAGUUUAUGGAUGCGGUGGCUUUUGGGGAGGAGGUGGCUGUUCAUGCAGAGGAAGGGGAAUCUGGUCUGGCACAUGGUGGGGGUAUUUUGCAUGGGGGAGAGGUCUUGCCGGAGGAAAAGGGCCGAUUGAUGUUGAAGCAGAAAGAAAACCGGGAAGACGGGAAUGCAGAUGUUGACAGAAGUCGGGACGACGACAAAGAUGAUAAUUGGAAGAUACACAACCUAGUAUCUAACAUCGGGAUGGUCUCAGUGCAGGGAACAUCUGAUCCGCGAUAUCUUGGCUCUACGUCUGGUAUCUCCUUUGCUAGGGUGGUUUUCGCUGCGGUUAAAUCCUCCGUCUCGGGGCAUGCCUCAGAGCGUGGCCCUAUGCGCCCAAGUGAGCGCCUUCCUCAUAGUGCCACAGGCACGGGCACGAGCACCAUGCGAGACUCUUUCUUUGGACUGCAGACAAGAUCGAUGAUGAAGUGUGCGACAUUUCCGCAGCGCGAUUUGGCAGAGAAGCUAGUCGAUCUAUAUUUUGAGCAUGCGAAUCCGCAAAUGCCUAUCCUCCAUAGGGCUGAUUUUAUGGAACUUCUGGACCACACGUACGCGGUCGAUGAAAAAAGUCGUUCCCCCCGAAGUUUAUAUACUCUUAAUAUCGUGUUUGGCAUCGGCGCGGGAAUAAUAUUCGAAGAUAAGAGUGCCCCGGAAGAUGAUGAGCAAGGAAGUGGCAGACCACGGGCAUCUUCUACACCAAAGAGACAAAAACUUGCAGACCAUCAAUGUCAACCGGAAGAGUAUCAUGCGUCGGCAGUUGUGCAUCUGGAAUCUUUCCUGGACAGUUCCGCGACAAACGACGGUUUUGGUGGGUUGGAAGAAUUACAGGCUGUGCUUCUCUUGGCUAGUUUUGCUCUACUUCGCCCUGUCGCUCCGGGUCUUUGGUACAUUGUCGGAGUGGCGAUGAGACUAGCUGUUGAUCUAGGUCUACAUUAUGAAGAUGGUACUGGAGUUGACUAUGUCGGACAAGAAGGUGUUGACUGCCCUCCAGUCAAAGGUGAGAACGGAGCCAAGUUGCGCAUCAAUACUCACGAGCGUGGACGUCGCGAAUGGGUACGCGAUAUGCGCCGUCGGCUUUGGUGGUGCGUGUACAGUUUCGACCGACUCGUUGGCUGCUGUGUUGGCCGUCCGUUUGGGAUCAGCGACCAGGCUAUCAGCACUGAGUUCCCGUCUUUGUUGGAGGACAAAUACAUUACCAAGUCAGGGAUUGUGAUGCCUGCCGAUGGAGCACCAAGCUACAAACAUGCGGCACAGCAUUACUUCAAGCUGCGCGUCCUACAAUCGGAAAUCCAAGACGUUCUCCAGUACCAACAAGCACGCUUUGCCCGACAACGACUCCCGCACUCUGCCAACGUCUUCACCCGCUCUGAUCUACCAUCCCCGUUCCUCCAGGGCUUCGACUCCCUCCGCUCAUGGCGAAAGGAUAUGAAUCACCGACUUGUCGAGUGGAAGGAGACUGCUCCCAAACACCAGGAGACGGGAGUGAGGUUCCCCGUCGAGUUCCUGGAGUUGAACUACUGGCAAGCCGUUAUCAUGUUAUAUCAGCAGUGUUUGACGGCUCCCGCUGAACUAGCUGGGGAGCUCGCGCCAGCAGAGGAUGUUUCGAGUCCGUCUUUUUCGAACAUUGACGAUGCGGAGGAUGAAGAUGAGAUAUAUUACAAAGUUGCCGAAGCUGGGCAGAAGGUAAUCAGGAUCUACCGGUCGAUGCACCGGUUGAGGCUUGUGAACUAUACGUAUUUGGCUACACAUCACAUUUUUAUGGCUGGGAUAUCAUUCUUGUAUGCGAUCUGGCACUCACCGUGGGUUCGAAGUCGCUUGACCCUCGAUGAGGUAGAUUUUACUGUCCUUGCAGCUACAUCGGUUUUAGGCGACCUGAUGCACAAGUGUCCGCCUGCAGAAGCAUGUCGCGAUGCAUUCGAACGAAUGAGCAAAGCCACGGUGCAAAUGUCUCUAUCAACUACCGGAUUUGGACCCCAGGUCGACCUAUCCCGGCACUCUCGAGCCAACGCACAACAGCCCGUUGGUGGUUUGUAUCGUGGACCACGGUAUUCGCGACGGUAUAACCCCAUGAAUCAGCGACAGAGAAUGUCAGGAUCACGAAGGCAGACACAAUCGCAAUUGCAGGCGCCGGCGCGCCAACGGCCAAUACCUCGGUUCGAUAUGAACCUAGAAGACUUGUUUGGCGGUGAUAUCAGCACCGUUGCUCAGGAGCGGUCUGAUCGUAACACAAGGAACUUGAUGCAGCCUCAUUCGACUCGAGCGCGAGGAUAUUCUGAAUUGUCACCAACGGUUGUGGUGCCAGAGCAGACGUCGCGAGUACCAGCGCCUCAUCAACGAGUGGCGUCUAUGGAAUAUACUGAUAAUUACGAGGAUCAUCCUUUUUCGCCUCAGCAGCCGCCGCCGCAGCAGCAGUAUUACACCAAUUCGUUACAACAAGGCACGUCUCCUGACCGCGUGACUACGAAUAACUCCAAUCAGCAGCCACUUCUCACCCCAGACCAGGAAGCAGGAAUGAGCAUGGAUCUCCUGGAUUUCGAUCCCCAGAGUCAGUUGACCUUGGGGCUUGACGGUAACCCAGAUUAUGAUGCGAUCAUGGCGUCCCUGGGGCCUGGUGUUGGACAUAGUGUAGGGAUUGAUUUGGGUUUCGGAAUGGCGGUUGACUUUCAGCAUGAUUGGAGUGAAAAUGCGAAUUAUGAUAUGCUGGAAGGGUUCUUUUUUGGGGGUUCUGGAUCCGGCGGUGCUGGGGCAGGGCCUACCACAGGGACAGAUGGAUAG